GUACUGCUGGGGCCCGACCCAUGUUUUACACAUCAAGAAGGGAGACACCGCACAUACUGUAAGCAACAUGCAGAAAGCCAUGAGGGCCCUGGGCGCACUGGGUCUCCCCCUGAAUGCCCUACCACCAGCAAGGCCACCGGCGGGAUCCACACGCCCCCUCGGGCGUUAAGCAUACCAGUGCACCGGAGUUUGUGCCGAGAGAGGGGGAGCAUUGGAUUGGAAUAUCAGCUAGAGAGCCGGAGGAC
Molecule: messenger RNA, 245 nt
Organism: Pelobates cultripes (western spadefoot toad)
Lineage: Eukaryota; Metazoa; Chordata; Amphibia; Anura; Pelobatidae
Source: the annotation of a GenBank genome assembly